GUCCUCAGGACACGUGUUUUGAGGGUGGCGUGUUUCCUGCCGUGCUCAGUUUUCCAUCUGAUUAUCCUCUCAGUCCUCCAAAGAUGAGGUUCACCUGCGACAUGUUUCACCCCAACAUCUAUCCCGAUGGUCGGGUGUGUAUCUCCAUCCUUCACGCUCCGGGAGACGAUCCAAUGGGCUACGAGAGCAGUGCAGAGAGGUGGAGUCCAGUCCAGAGCGUGGAGAAGAUCUUGCUGUCAGUGGUCAGUAUGUUGGCAGGUACGUCACAUGAUCCAUCACAUGAUCC
Messenger RNA from Paralichthys olivaceus (Japanese flounder), 286 nucleotides. The record is from RefSeq and is a predicted model, not a curated record. Lineage: Eukaryota; Metazoa; Chordata; Actinopteri; Pleuronectiformes; Paralichthyidae.